GCAGUCAAUGCGUCUCUCGGAGCUUCACAGGAAGUCGCAGCUGUGGCGAGGGAUCGUGAGCAUCGCGCUGAUCGAAGGCCGGAACCUGAUCCCCAUGGACCCCAACGGUCUGAGCGACCCCUACGUCAAGUUCAGACUGGGACACCAGAAGUACCGGAGCAAGACGGUGCCAAAGACGCUGAGUCCGCAGUGGAGGGAGCAGUUUGACCUGCAUCUGUACGAGGAGACCGGAGGAGUGCUGGAGAUCACGGUGUGGGACAGAGACACCGGCAGGAGAGACGACUUCAUCGGACGCCACCAGCUGGAUCUCUCCGCUCUGUCCAAGGAGCAGACUCAUCACCUGGAGCUGCCGCUGGAGGAGUCCCGGGGCAGCGUGGUGCUGCUGGUCACGCUGACCGCCUCGGCUCACGUCUCCAUCGCCGACCUGUCCGUCACGCCGCUGGACGACCCGCAGGAGCGCAGCGAGAUACUCAAACGAUACAGCGUCUUGAAGUCGUUCUCAAACCUGAAGGACGUGGGCGUGGUGCAGGUGAAGGUGAUGAGAGCAGAAGGACUGAUGGCCGCAGACGUGACCGGUAAGAGCGACCCGUUCUGCGUGCUGGAGCUGAAUAACGACCGGCUGCAGACUCACACUGUUUACAAAAACCUGAAUCCAGAGUGGAACAAAGUCUUCACUUU
Plectropomus leopardus (leopard coralgrouper) is the source of this 678-nucleotide messenger RNA. The record is from RefSeq and is a predicted model, not a curated record. NCBI's taxonomy places the organism in Eukaryota, Metazoa, Chordata, Actinopteri, Perciformes, Serranidae.